Molecule: messenger RNA, 657 nt
Organism: Chanos chanos (milkfish)
Lineage: Eukaryota; Metazoa; Chordata; Actinopteri; Gonorynchiformes; Chanidae
Product: replication protein A 32 kDa subunit-B-like
Exons: 8
Coding region: 1-657 (218 amino acids)
Biological process (GO): nucleotide-excision repair; DNA replication; double-strand break repair via homologous recombination
Cellular component (GO): chromosome, telomeric region; site of double-strand break; DNA replication factor A complex
Molecular function (GO): single-stranded DNA binding
Source: RefSeq, a predicted model, not a curated record
AUGGGCAGCAAAGGCCACAACUACAGUCAUUCUCCUAGGGACACACGCGCCCCAGAAAAAGGAGAAAGGUUCAAGGGAAAAUCACGCAUAUCGCCGUGCACAGUCUCUCAGCUGUUAUCUGCCUCCGAGACCAAGGAUGUCUUCCUGAUAGGAGAAGCUGAGCUGUUUCGGGUCACGCUAGUGGGUGUAAUCAGACGAGCGGUGCCAUCUGUAACCGACAUCCAGUACACUUUAGAUGACAUGACUGGGCCUCCGUUGAAUGUGAAGCAAUGGAUUGAUCUAGAGGAGACAGGUCUGGAGGAGUUGGUUAUUCCCUGUGGAGCAUAUGUGAAGGUGACCGGAAAUCUCCGCUCAUUUCAGCGCCGUAGGACGCUGUUAGCGCUCUGUGUUCGGCGAAUAGACGACCUAAAUGAAAUUACGUCUCAUAUGCUGGAAGUUGUUCAGGCUCACAUGCUGAUUGGCUGUCCUUCACCUGACACGGUUUUGGAAGUGAUCAGAAGCUGCCCGGAUCAUGAAGGCAUCAGCCUGCAAAUCUUAAUGAACAGACUACGACGCCUCAGUCAACACGACAUCAGCCGUAGCUUGCAGUUUCUCAUAGGCGAGGGUCAUAUUUUCUCAACCAUCGAUGGAAAUCACUUCAAGUCGACGUACGGUUGA